Leptonychotes weddellii (Weddell seal) is the source of this 294-nucleotide messenger RNA. NCBI's taxonomy places the organism in Eukaryota, Metazoa, Chordata, Mammalia, Carnivora, Phocidae. The record is from RefSeq and is a predicted model, not a curated record.
AUGGAGCCCAGGGUGAUCUGCGUCUUGGUGUUGGCGUGUGUGCUGACCCUCAGCUCCCUGGCCCAGGGCGAGCUCGAGACGUGUGUGGUGGCCCCCCACCACAGAACAAACUGUGGCGUUCCGGGUAUCACGCCUUCCCAGUGUAAAGCCAAAGGCUGCUGUUUCGACAACACUGUUCGUGGAGUCCCGUGGUGCUUCCACCCUGUGGCCGUGGACAACAUUACUGACGGCUAUAAAAAGCGGGGGCCACUCUUUCAGCUGGAGGAGUCUCUAGGACUUCGUUCGGACUCAUGA